Molecule: messenger RNA, 2010 nt
Organism: Aspergillus calidoustus
Lineage: Eukaryota; Fungi; Ascomycota; Eurotiomycetes; Eurotiales; Aspergillaceae
Source: the annotation of a GenBank genome assembly
AUGUCGCUUACAACGAAACGAAGAGCGGGUUCUGAACCUAUUGACCGUCCCUUCAAAGCACACAAGCCCGCUCCGGUACAGACGAACAACUUUGUACCCUUCAUCAUCCACCGAGUCAAAUGCAGCAAGCAGAAAGACCACACCGAUCACCCGCGUCAGGCAGACUACUUCGACGCCCCCAGUCUCUUCUACGGCGAUAGUAGGGCAAGCAAUCUGCGCGGAGAGGAAAAGAUUGACGAUAUUGAUGAAUAUCUGGAAAACCACGAGAUCAUUCUAAUCUGGGUCAAGGUUUACAGCUGCGAUGCCUACCUGGAAUCUAUCCGCGAUCAAUUCGAAGUGCUACGAGCGCCCUUGCACCCAAUGCACCCGAUGCUUAUGCGCCAUUUCUCGUUUCUCCACGCCGACGGCGACGAGGCAACCCCUGAGCGCGAGGAGAUUAAUAUCAUCGAUGAUAUAAUCAAAGAUGCCGUCAAGGAGGCCAUUGAUAUCCGAUGUGAGCGUAUAUCUACCGCAGCAAGGACACAGGAAAGCUCGGCUGCGGUGAACCGGUUAUACCUUCAUCUGAGGCAGCCCGAUAUACAAGCCGACGAGUCUGCAGAGGGCUUGGAGGACCUUCUGAAAUAUAUGGAAAUGGCUUUCGAGGAGGAGUACCAGGAUGCGGACGACUCAUUCGCCCGUGGAGGGCAGCCACGCGCAUAUCUUCUCAAGGAGUGGCCCCGCUGGGAGGAUGACAACUUUGUCCUUCCAUGCGUCACCUGGUCGUUUGAUGGUCAAUUCUUCCAGGAGGAGGAAGAGGUCACUCUCGAAUACACUUUUGAGGCGCAAGAAGAGGUGGCUAUAACCGACCUACCUGUGUAUCCUCUUCGUGUCGACGAUGACGUGAGAGCACGUUUGAUGAAACGAGGAGCUGCAUUCUGGAAGUGUCGGAACAGACAGUUUGUAUCUUACACACCAUCGUCUUUAACUGUCGAAGUUUCAAAGUCGAACCCACGCUAUAUGGUAGAUGCCAGGACAUACCAUCAUGUGCAUAGCGAGAAGAUUCCCGAAGCAGGCCGACAGUACCUCUCGAAAGACGAGCACGAUCAAGAGCUGCCACCCAAUGAAACAUUCCAGAUCCUCCUCCCCGCAGACAUACAAGGGUUCGGGUUCCAUGACAAGAAAUGGAUCUCCGUUUCCGUGGAGGAGGUCCGCGACAUACAGUGGAAUGCCGAGGCUUUCAAUCACCUGGUUCUCAAACACACCAAGAAAGAAUUGAUCAAAGCCCUUGUGGCCAAGCACACCGCUGCUAGCGAUACCAGUGAUGUGAUAGAGGGCAAAGGGAAUGGCCUAAUUCUGCUCCUUCACGGCGGACCGGGUACGGGAAAGACCCUCACAGCCGAGUCCGUCGCGGAGCUCACGGAACGACCACUAUAUCGCGUCACUUGCGGAGAUAUCGGCACAAACGCCGAGGAGGUGGAGAGAUACCUCGAGUCCGUUCUCUAUCUCGGUACCGUAUGGCAAUGCGUUGUUCUCCUGGAUGAGGCUGACGUGUUUUUGGAGGAGCGCACGCAGCAGGACCUAAAACGGAAUGCGCUGGUCUCCGUCUUCCUGCGAGUGUUGGAAUACUACUCUGGCAUUCUGGUUCUGACGUCCAACCGGAUCGGGACUUUUGACGAGGCCUUCAAGUCUCGAGUCCAGUUAACCCUUCAUUAUCCGACGCUGGACGAAGCUAGUCGUCGGCGGAUAUGGUCAAAUUUCAUUACAAGGCUGCACCGUACAAAUCCCGAGGCAAAGGCCGACCAAAUCCUGGACAAACUCGAAGAACUGGGCACUUUCAAGCUAAACGGCCGCGAGAUUCGAAAUAGUAUUCGGACGGCCAUGUUGCUGGCCGAAUUUCGGGGCGAGUCCCUUCAAUACAGCCACCUACAGGACGUUAUCGAUGUGUCCAACGAGUUUGAGCAAUACUUGUGCGACACGCAUGGCCACAGCGCGUCUGAGUCUGCUAGGUUCCAAAGAAUUCGAAAAGACUAG